CUUCCACCUACCGAAUUCAAUCACAAAGCUCCGGUCGGCUCGGGGCUAUAGUGGAAGACACCUACCCAAAGUGCCAUGCAGUGGGACUGAACCCGAAACCAUGUAGCUAGGAAGCAAGCUCCCUAUAUAUUGAUUUGAGGAGGCAAAUAAUGGAAAAAAGUGAAAAAUUUCAGGAAUUGAUUUUUCCUGAAGAUGUGAUAAAAGAAACAAGUAAUUUGUCCUAUGACUGUGAUGUCUGUGAAAAGUCCUUCUCUCUAAAAGGUAACUUGACUAAACACAAACGUAUUCAUACAGGGGAGAAGCCAUAUCAUUGUGAUAUCUGUGAUAAAUCAUUCUCACGGAUUGAUGACUUAGCUAAACAUAAACGUAUUCAUACAGGAGAGAAGCCAUAUCACUGUGAUAUCUGUAGUAAAUCAUUCUCUGUAAAUAGUGCCUUAACUAAACACAAACGUAUUCAUACAGGAGAGAAGCCAUACUUGUGUGAUAUCUGUGGUAAAUCAUUCUCUCGGAGCAGCAACUUAAAUACGCAUGUACGCAUUCAUAAAGAAAUGUAACUGCAUCCAUGUUAAAAUUCAUAAGAAAUAUUUUAAGCUUCACCUAAACUGGGGGUUGCCCCUUGUGUUUUAGCCAUCACAGCAAUAACUAAUCCACUUGUGGCUCACUUCUCUUGGCUGUCAUUUACAGCUGGUGGACCCUCCCUGAUAUCAACCCUGUUAGUUGCCUCUUUUCAUCAUUAAGGGAUAGUGUUUACUGUGAAAACAAUCCGAGAAACAAACAAAAACUCUUAUGAAUAAUUUGGGGUUCACGUGAUCGACCAGUCCAUCAGAUGCAGUUACACAUCGCUGGUCACAAUGCGUUCGCAUUGUUUUAGCCUUCGGAU
This is a messenger RNA of Octopus sinensis (East Asian common octopus), 880 nucleotides long. RefSeq names its product protein krueppel-like. Gene Ontology annotation, cellular component: nucleus. Gene Ontology annotation, biological process: regulation of transcription by RNA polymerase II; central nervous system development. Gene Ontology annotation, molecular function: DNA-binding transcription factor activity, RNA polymerase II-specific; RNA polymerase II cis-regulatory region sequence-specific DNA binding. NCBI's taxonomy places the organism in Eukaryota, Metazoa, Mollusca, Cephalopoda, Octopoda, Octopodidae. The record is from RefSeq and is a predicted model, not a curated record. The transcript is spliced from 2 exons. Bases 150 to 554 code for a protein of 134 amino acids.